This is a messenger RNA of Magallana angulata, 5098 nucleotides long. Its product is annotated as centrosomal protein of 128 kDa-like. The transcript is spliced from 34 exons. The record is from RefSeq and is a predicted model, not a curated record. The coding region runs from base 278 to 3427 and encodes 1049 amino acids. Lineage: Eukaryota; Metazoa; Mollusca; Bivalvia; Ostreida; Ostreidae.
AAAUGGCGCAUGUUUUGAAAAUGGACAAGUCAGAACUCGUUUAUUUACAAAUUUUGGCAUGCAUGGACCUGCAUUUUAUGUGACACAGUUCCUAAGGAAAACAGUAUGUCAGACGAGGACAGAAAAGAUUAGAACGAUUUCCUGUCUUGUCUGCAGUUGUACAUGAUGAAGAUGUAGAUUUUACUUGAACAUGAUAACAUUUUCUGUGGAUUAAUGCAUUGGAUUGAAGCACCAACAAUUUCUAUGCAGCCUUAAUUGCAAUUUUCCAUGGUGAACAAUGGUUGACAGAAUACACCGGAUUAAUGAAAAUCUUCAGGGUACCACCAGAAACUUGCGUUCCUUGGACCACAUGCUAGAUGACUAUCGUGAUGUCACUAGAGACCAGCGCAGUGCAGUUGAUAGGUUGAGAGAAGACGUGGCGAGAACUCGUGCUCAGUUACACGAGGAACAACUCAGAGGUCCUGGUCACAGACAUUAUGAGCUAGAGGAAGAAAGACAAAAUAACAGUGAGAGAAAAGAGGAAGAAAAAUAUGCAUCGAAGAGUGACAGUGAGUAUGAAGGCUCCCCCUCUCCCAGCAGACGACGGCGACGUUCUAGACGCUCGACGGUCAGGUUCGCAGAUGACAUGAACAGAGAACUUCACGACUUGAACAGUUCAGUCCGCGAUUUGUCCACCGAUCAGUUUGAACUCAGGGGCCAGUUUAAUAAAGAAGUGGAUAGAAGAGACAGAUAUGACGCUGAUACCAGAAGAACCAUGAAAGAGAUUUCCGAAAACCUGAGGAGACUGCCACAGUCAGACCCUGUUGCAAUGAGAGUUGAGAGUCGUCUGGCUGCCAUACAGAAUGAUAUGAGGGCUGAUCGACAUUUCGGAGAUCGUUACGAUGAGUUGGCAAAUCUAUCUACUGACCUUCGACAUGCUUUACGGGAGCACCAUCACCUACAGCAGUCUGCAGCAGACGAGAGAAUUCGAAGUCAGUAUAUCCAGCAGGAGGCACAAAAACACAGGAUCGAGUCAGAUCUGGAGGUUUUGAAAAGAAAACUGGAUCAAAGUGAAGGAGGAAAAUCAGCUCUUCAAAACCAGGUUGAAGAAUUAAGAAAUCAACUAAAUCGCAUGGAGCAGGAAAGGGCUCGUGUGAAGUUGCAAAUGGAAGAAAAGCAUUACGAAGAAGAACUCAGAGAAAGACGUAGAAAGCGUUCAGUGGAGGAAGAUAAAGACAGAGAAAGGAAAGCCAUGGAGAGAGAAAUCUCAGACUUGAGGGGUCAGUUGUCUCGGGCGAUUAGUGCUAGCAGCGAAGCAGAGGAACUUCGUCGUGGAAUAGAGCGAAGUGAAAGACAGAGAGCUCAACUCUCUGAUCAUAUAGAGACAUUAACAAAGGACUUAGAAAACAGAGAAAAGCAGACAGCCAAGUUGAUCACGCAGCUCAAGGAAGUGUCUGAUAAAUAUGAUGAAUCGGAACGACAGAAAGGACAGUUAAUCGCACAGUUUGACGACACGGCCCAGAGGUUCAAGGACUGUAACAAAGAGUUAGACAGAGUUUCCAAUGAACUCCGAAGUACCCAGCAGGCCCUGCAGGAAAUGGAGAGAAAGAGAGACGAGUUCAAAGGUCGUGCCCAGGAGACUGUCAGACAGUGGAAGUUGAAGGUCAAGCAGUUGGAGCGUGAGGUGGACAGACACAAACAUGGUGCUAAUCAGCUGAUGCAGAGGAAUGAACAGCUGGUGAAAGAGGUCGAAGGUCACCGACAGAACCUCCAUCACACAGGGAUACAGAUGGAGAACAUGAAACGCGAGCUGGGAGAUGCUUUGGCUGUCAGGGCAGCCCAGGAUGAGCAGCUUCGACUUAAGGAUGUGGAAAUCAAUGAGCUGAAGUCGGUGAGGAUGGAUUUAGACAGGGAACUCAGGGAUGUCAGAACGGUAGCCGACAGGCUUGAAAAUGAACUACACACAGUCUCAUCACGCUUGUCAAUGGUGACAGACGACAAGAACAAACUGGAAGAUAAGUUCUCCUCUAUAGAAGCAGCUCAUAUGUUGGCUCAGGAUCAAGCCAAUCAGCUGCAGCAAGAGUUGAAGGAAAUGAGCGCUAUUAAGGCGGAUAUCGCAGCUAAGUUUUCUGAAUCAAACGGCAAAAUCCAUGAUAUGAGACAAAAUUUUAUAGAACUUCAGCACAGAGAAAAGGCAGCAAGAGAGGAGUCAAAGAUGUAUCAAAGGCAACUCAAUGAUGAGAGGGAAAAUCAUCAUGUUGCUCUGGAGGCAGUGAAGCGUGAAUUAAACGAAGCCAAGGUUAGAGAGGCCCAUGUUAUGCAAGAUAUACAGAGGAAGAUGAAGAGAAGUCAUGCAGAGUAUGAGGCUACAAUUCAGGCUCUAAAGAUGGAGCUCUCUGAAGAGAAGUCGGCACAUAAAAUCUCCAAACGCAAUGAAGAAAAGUUCCGACAGGAAGUGGAUAGAUUGGCACAGGAAAUAGCAAGGAGUGAAGAGGACAACCAAAAGUUGGCUAGAAGACUGGAGAUGGCUAGAGAAGAAUUUGAAACUCAGUUCUUCAUAAAGAAAGAAAAGCGAGCCCGCAGCAGGUCGCCUAGACCUUGCAUAAAGUUGCAGCGAAAGAAAACUACACAGAUGGCGGAAACAGAUUUAUCAAGAGUUAAGAAUGUUGAGGAAGAACUUCUCAAAGCUAGAAAUGACAGCAAACGCUUCCAAGCCAACUUUGAAGGACUCAUUCACGAGAUGGUGGCAGAAGUUGAUGCAUUAAUGGAAAUUGCAGCAUCAGGAUCUAAAGAGAAGCAGAAGACAAUAGCGUCAUGCAAAGGUACUUCGAAUGGACCCUCAACAGCUCUCCAAGAAAUUAAGGCCAAAAUGAAAUGGUUACGAGGGGAAGUUCGAGACAGAAUUAAGAUGGAGCAUGCCUUGAAGAAAGAUUUGCAGGAAGCUUUGUCCUGCAAUGAAUCAGAUCGCCAUUUUCUCAUGUCUGAAUUAGCCAAACGAGAUAAUGUUCUGGAUGAACUUUCAUCGGUCAAGCAUGAACUAAGUCAUAGGGAAGUUGAAAAUGUCCAUUGUGUGGAAAAACUGCAGACUCAGAUUUUGGACUUAACUGAUGAACUGGAGCUUCGCAAAAUUCGAGAGGAUGAACUACUGAGACAGCAAGCCAUGGAUAGCAAGCAUGUGAUUGAGGAAAUCGAAGAGCUGAGGGGGGUGCAAGAAGAGAAGGCAAGAAUUGAGCAGAGAUAUGUCAAGCUACAAGAGACAAUGAGAGCCCUACAGACUGAACUCAAAACAGCAAAUUUCUAUGGAGACAAGAUCGAAGAAAUUGAGAAAAACAUGCACAAUUUACGUAAAUCACCACGGAGGAAAAAUCAUGUCCGUAUUCAAGACGGCCCGCCUGUCCGUUCAAGGUCAAGGUCAAAGAGCCCCGGGCGACGGAUGGUGGUGUGCUAGUAUUAACUUACGACGAUUGUUUCAGGUCUAGUCCCUCUCUCCACAUCUCUACCAACACGUUUACCUGUUUGUCAACCAGGUCAAUUUUUUUUUUCAUGAUAAAAAAAAUUUCUUCCUUCCAUGCCAAGAACAAUGAUAGCAUUCCUUUAAAGGCAUUGAGCUGUUUGCAUAGUACAUACAAUUUGUAUGUACAGAGCUUUAUGAGAAAUUCUUAGUUUUUCACUUUAUGGUCUGUAAAUACUACAUGUUUAUUUAUUGUUAAUUGUUUACAAGUGUUUGUAGAAUUUUUUUUUUUAGUAGUUCAAGUAUUAUGUAAAUAGUAAAUGUGUAUAAAGUGCUUUGAAAUACACAGGACUUACAAGAAAGAAUGUUUGGGGUUGAAAUUUUCAUGUUUCAAUGAAAGAAAAAAAUAUUGUUUUAUUUUACAUUUGGAAAUGCAGUGCACAAACUUCAGGUUGUUUUUAUUAUAAAUUAUGGUGUUUUUCGUUGUCUUUUGCAAUGAAAUUUAAAUGUAACCAAUACACCAAUCGAAAUCCAAUUUUUCUAUGUUUUAACUUCUUGUUGCAAAUCCAUUCAGAGGUGCAUUUUGUGUAUAGAUACACAAGUUCGUAGCCUAUGGCAAUACUUUUGUAGUUGUUUGUGACCAUAUUAUUGUCUGUGAUAAAUGCAUUUACAUGUAUUCUACUUAUUGGUACACAAUUACAUUGCCAUGAAAAUUUUACGUUGUAAGUGAACAUGUCAUUUUGUAUUGGAUGUGUUGUCGAAAUAUUUUUGUUUUGAUAAAGAUAAUUUUUUUAAAAAUAUAUAUAUCUUUCAUCUUUAAGAAGUUUUGUAGAAGACUAAAUGAACAUGUAAAUAUAUGUGGACAUGUUUUAAUAAUGUACGGUACAUGUAUGUGAAAUUCAUGCAUUUUCACUCAGUUCUGCCUAUGUAUGUAUGGACUUGUUUCAUUCCAAUUGAUCAACUUUAGGUACAUGUGUACAAAAAAUACAUUAAUUUUGUACAUUUACAAGUAUGUUAGAAGAGAUCUGAAUUUUUUUUUUUAACAUUAUAUUAUUAGAAAAACUUUUACUUCAAAAGAAUAUACUUUAUAUUUAUUUUAUGGAUAUUAUAUUUUCAUAUACACUUAUUUAAUUACAUCUGAAGAUUUGAACUCUAGAUUUGAAGUCAUGCCUUUUAUAUAUAUAUAUAAGUUUGUAUUACUCUGCAUCUAUGAUAUCAAUUAGAUUUUCAUUGAUUUUAAAUUUUUUUUUACCAUUUCCACAUAUUUUUGUUUCUUGUACAGUAAUUGAGAUGAUUUGGAAAAACAGGGGCCUUAAAAGGGUAAAGUUCUUGUAAGGAUGCUGUCUCAAAAUUUUUAACACAAAGUUUGACAAUUGUCUCAGUUUUAACAUGAUACACCCUUAAAAAACCAAACAAAAACAUACAAGCACAUGUUCAAUGUACAAGGAAAACAACUAUGUACAAGAGUUUAAUUUCUGCAGCCAGUCUUACUUAUUUUGAUUAAUAGAGUACAUGUAUUACAAUUCCAGCAGCAACAAGUUUUUUUACAUCAUGUAUUCAGUGUGGAAUGAAAGUAGUGUGAGCAAAUAAUUUGUGAUAAAAUUAUUUCAUUGAAAAAUCAAAUCCAAAUUGUCAUUUAUUUAUUUAUGAAUAAAAUGACAUAGAAAU